GAAAAAGAAGAAAACUGUUGUGUGCAGGUCAGUUACAUGCCUGCAAUGAACAAGAAGCACUGGAGGAAGGGUUCAAAGCAAAGGGAGAGAGAGACAAGGAAAGAGCACCUGAGCGCAUUGUCAAGGACCUCCUCUCCUUGGGUGGAUGCAAAGCACGCCUAACCUAGGUGUGGAUCAUAGGCUACAAAACUGCAAGCAACAGAAUCCAGUACACAUAGUGUCAACUGCCAAACAGAGCUCUGUGUGGAAAACCCUUGAGCCCAAGAGCAUACAUUCUUUUUAAGUAAUGGCAAGUAACUGCAUGUGUUUUUUUUUUCUUCAUGUUUCAUCAUCUUCCUCCAGAGCCUGCUUGGCCAGCACUUUUAAGUUUCUUAUGGUUCCUUUUCCCCUGGGGGAACUCCAGUCUGGUUUAGAAUUAAGGAACCCAGCCAUUCACAACUGGCAGUGAGCUGAAACUCUUCUCAUAUUCCUGCUCCAAAGAAACUAGAGGUCAGCUAACAUGCUCAUAAGCUGAGUUUUAGUAUAUGUGGGUUCAGAGUCAGAGAAUGGAAACCACAAAGGAAUGCUGAUAGUUUAAUAGUUUAAAUUAACAUAUAUGCCCUUAAGUAUGUACUAAUCAUCCAUUAUGCUAUAUCUAACUUUUGAAGUAUAGGAAUGCACUCAGACCUUAAUAUCACAUACACAACCAUACAAUUCCUAGCAUGGUGGUGAUUAUCAUUAAUAUGACUAAAAUGACAAUAUGUAAGAGAAGUAUUGUUUAUCCUAGCAAAUGGUCUGCUUCAUCCAGAGCCACUUACUCCAGGCUUAGGACUGAGUGGUCAGCUGUGCCUUUUAUAAUAUAUUCAGUUUUGUCUUUCACAGGGCAGCUGUUGCCUUACAGUCAUCUGAAAGAGAUGGUUAUGCAGGGCCCAUUGUGACAACUGCACCCAAAAUGGCUGCUGAUCAACACCAGCUUUGGGGAAAAUGCUUCUGCCUUGAACUUACUGUUGCCAAACACCAAUACUGGAAAAGAUCACUGCUUGUAGUUGAGCACAAAGAAACCGCAGAGAUUUCCACAUCCUUCAGAGAGAAGAAAGAACCCAGCAGAGCAGGAUUAAUACAGACUUGUUUCUGGUGGCCUUUUUGCACAAAGGCUGCCUUCGAAGAGGGGCAGGAAAGAAAGAAACACCGUGAUAUUUAAUGAGCCGUGAAAUGAAGCAUUGCUGCUGGUGCUGCUCCUCCUGCUAACCCUCAGAUUCGAAGAUUCAGCUGCUAUUCACUGUGCUUAAUAUACAUGUUUCUGCACCGUGCAUUUAGAUCCCAGAAAGGAAUUCAAAACGGCUGCCGGGGAAAGGCCACCAAACAUGCCUACAGAAACACUACAGACAGGUAGCAUGGUCAAACCUGUCAGUCCUGCCAUCACUUUCACCUCAGCUGUACCCCUCCGCAUUUUGAACAAAGGACCUGACUAUUUUCGCAGGCAGGCGGAGCCUAAUCCAAAAAGACUCAGUGCUGUGGAGAGGCUGGAGGCCGAUAAGGCAAAAUAUGUAAAGAGCCAAGAGGUCAUCAAUGCCAAACAAGAACCAGUGAAGCCAGCUGUGCUCCCCAAGCCUCCAGUGUGCCCUGCAGCUAAGCGGGCUUUGGGCAGCCCUACCUUGAAAGUGUUCAGCAACAAUGUAAAGACUGAAAGUGGUGUCCAAAGGGAGACCCUAAAGCUCGAGAUUUUAAAAAAUAUAAUCAAUAGUUCAGAGGGCUCCAGUUCAGGCUCAGGGCACAAACACAGUUCACGAAAUUGGCCUCCCCACAAAUCUGAUUCUGGAGACCUACACCGACAUUCGUUUGCAGAAUCCUUAAAGGUUUACUCCACCCAAGGCCGUAGCAGUCCUCAAGAAAGCAACUCCAGCGUGAGUAGAAGGCUACUGGAACAGUCACCAGAGUCAUUCUUACAUGUUUCUCAUAGCUCCUCAGACAUUAGAAAAGUAUCUAGUGGCAAACCUUUAAAAGCAAUACCAUGCAGUAGUUCAGCUCCCCCUCUGCCUCCCAAACCCAAAAUUGCUGCCAUCACCACACUGAAAUCUCCAGAGAUGGACACAGUAGAAUCCAGUUGUGGAGUCAGCAGGCGACCUUCCUUACAACGAUCAAAGUCAGACUUAAGUGACAGAUACUUUCGAGUUGAUGCUGAUGUUGAAAGGUUCUUUAACUAUUGUGGACUGGAUCCUGAAGAGCUUGAAAACCUUGGGAUGGAAAAUUUUGCAAGGGCUAACUCAGACAUUAUCUCUCUCAACUUUCGCAGUGCAAGUAUGAUAAGUUCAGACUGUGAACAGUCUCAGGACAGCAACAGUGACCUUAGAAAUGAUGACAGUGCCAAUGACCGCGUGCCAUAUGGUAUUUCUGCCAUUGAAAGAAAUGCCAGAAUCAUCAAGUGGUUAUACAGCAUCAAGCAAGCCAGAGAGUCACAGAAAGUGUCCCAUGUGUGAGUGAAUCUUCAGGGGGACAAUGAGAGACUGUAUCUUUGUGAAUAUUCAGUUGUGAAGGGUUGUGAAGUCUACUUGAAGUCUUAAUACACUUCUCAGAUCUCUUUUUGUGUUGCUUGUUGUGCAAUGUUUUCAAGUUGCAUGCCUGUCAACAUGUGAACUGACCUGGCUUCCACUUGAACAAUAACUAUCUACAGAGCCUGGCUAAGCAUACACACUUUAUCUGCCAAAAGUUUAAGACCAGAAUCUAAAUAGGGCUUUGUUUUUGAAUAAAUUGUUUACAUUAAAUGGUUACAUGGCUUAUUUUUAAUAGUACUGUAGCCCCUUUCAUUGUGGUUGAGGUUUUUUUAUAUAUACACCUUCUAAGUUUUUUGUGUGCUAUGCACAAUUAUAGUUAAGACACAGGUAUCUUUUCAACUUAAGUUUUAAGAAGAGGAGAAAAUGCCAAAAUAAAACCUUACCUAGAGCAGUGUAGUAGUCUGACGACAAAUGAACUAUCUAUAAACUACCAUGUGUAAUGAAGCUGGGUAUUGGAAAUUGUUUUCCGUUUCAGUGUUCUCACUGAAGGCCCCUACCCCUGCAUUCUCUACAUGGCUUUUUUACAAACUGUGAAAGUAGUCUACAAAGCCCUCUCAAAUUUUAUAAACUACCUUUACGGGUGUUUGGUAAGUGUCAUGGCUUAGUUUUUACUAACCGAGAAGUAUUUUUGAAAGAGGCUGACAAGGUGACAAAUGAAAAUGAAGAGUAGCAUUUUAAAGGAAGAUUCCUUGUCUUAAACUUUUGACAGGAAUUGUUAGAUCCUGUGUGCUGAUCUUGAAUGCCUUUAACUAGACAAAGCACAUCAUGAUUACAAGCGCCUGCUGCUAACUACAUUUUUUGUAGAUCUGUUUGAGCAGUUCAUGAACAGAAAAUGGAGGUACACAGCCAUAUCAGUAUAAGAGCCUCUUACUCAUAAGUCAAACGCACCCAAUAUAGCUGAACUAUAUCUGAGGAAUUGUGAUUAUGUUGUCUUAAAUAUGUUAUAUUUAAAGGCUGUGGAAGCUUGUUACAGCUCUAGAAAACUGUAGAAACAUGACAGUAUGUAGCUUUUUUUCCCCUUCCCCUCUUCUCCCCCUUGCCCUACAACGUUUAGUGCUGCACGUCAAUCUGUUACACUUUUUUUUAAAUAAUCUUGUGUCUUCCCAAUGGUUUAACUGUCAUGCCAAAGUGACAGUUGUGGUGCGUAGCAAAGAAGUCAAAAGUGCAGUGGUCUGCUUCAUUAUUACAAUUAUUAUUAUUCAUGCUUUGAAGUACUUUGCAGCACUAUCUUACACUUCAUCAGCUAAUAUGAAACUUUUUAUUGUAUAAAUGCUGUAAGACUUUGUACAUAUUUCAGUUCUUAUGAGAUCUUUAAAAAAAGUGUUAUGCUAAUAAAUAGCUCUUGGUGCAGCUACUGCUUAUGUGUUUAUAUAUUUGUAUUCUUAAUUUG
Varanus komodoensis (Komodo dragon) is the source of this 3921-nucleotide messenger RNA. RefSeq names its product family with sequence similarity 110 member B (gene FAM110B). The record is from RefSeq and is a predicted model, not a curated record. The coding region runs from base 1344 to 2456 and encodes 370 amino acids. Lineage: Eukaryota; Metazoa; Chordata; Lepidosauria; Squamata; Varanidae. The transcript has 2 exons.